CGAGAAUAAAAUCCCGGUUGUUGAAAUCUGAUUGGUUCACGGGCCUGUCCAUCAACAUUCUAAUCCCACCCUAGUACACAUCAAUAACGGCAGAGGAGAGCGACGGUGCGUAUCAUCUUCUGCAUUUAAGCGACUUCUGGAGCUCAGGCGAAGUCAUGCCGAUGAUAAAGAGAAACAUUGAACCACAGAACCUGUGUAAAGGAUCUUUACCUGAAAACAUCAGCAAUGAGCUGGAGUGUGUGUCCAACAACAGCCUUUCAACUAUUAUACGACAACUCAGCAGUCUCAGUAAACAUGCAGAGGAUGUGUUCAGUGAACUCUUCAAUGAAGCCAACACCUUUUAUGUGCGUGCUAAUGGCCUACAGGACCGCAUCAAUCGACUCGCUAUCAAAGUCACUCAACUAGACUCCAGUGUGGAGGAAGUUUCCCUCCAGGACAUUAACAUGUGCAAAGCUUUUAAGAGCUCUACCGUUCAGGACCAACAGGUGGUGACAAAGAGCAGCGUUCCAAAGCCCAUGGCAGAGAUUUAUGACAGCUGUGAUAGACCCCCACCCCUCGACAUCCUGACUGCCUACAGGGAUGACAACAUUGAUGGACUGAAGUUCUACACGGAUCCCUCGUACUUCUUUGACCUGUGGAAGGAAAAAAUGCUUCAGGACACAGAGGACAAGAGAAAAGAGAAGCAAAAACAGAGGGAACAGAAGCGUUGUGUCGAUGGGACGCUGCCACGAGAGAUUAAAAAUGUGCGUAAACCUAAUAACCGUAGACAGGAAUGGAUCAUGAUGGGGCAUGAUAAAGAGCUGCGUCCGAAUCAUCGUCAUCAUCAUCACAGAGUCAAAUCAUCUGAUGGUGUGCUGUCUAUAGAGGGAAGAUCACAUGAUCCACACAAGCUUGGCUAUCCAGUUCCAGUAAGUCACGCUGGAUCGCGGCCUGGUCAUACCAAUCCACGGGUGGAGACUGCGGCGUCCUCCAUCGAGCAUGAGUACCAUAGCAUCGGUGGUGCUGUCGGGUUGUGUACAGGUUCAGCUGUGAAUCCGCUCGAUCAAACACACCCGGCUACUCAACAGCAUCUGCCUUCUGAACAUGGAGUCAAUGGAAACAUCACUCUCCCUCCAUCAGAUUAUGGUCUGAUGGAGUGUUACGCCAGUUCAGGGCCACUGUCUCCUCCGGUGGGUCCCAUUAUUCCACCUGCACCUCCUGCAGGUCCAGCUCCACCUCCUCCCAGACCAAUCGCCACAACCGUACGUUAUCCUUUUCCACCUGCCCCUCCUUCUGAAGGUCUAUCACCGCCUCCAGCUCCUCCUGUACCUUCACAUACAAAUACACUGACCGUGCAACCUGCUACUGACGGUCGCAGUGACCUCCUCUCUGCAAUAAGAAUGGGUAUCCAGUUGAAAAAGGUUCAGGAACAGCAGAAACAUUGGGCUGAAAGAGAGCCGGUGGGGAACGAUGUGGCCAUGAUUCUGUCUCGUCGCAUUGCCGUGGAUUACAGUGACUCAGAUGGCGACUCGGACCUCGAUGAGCACGACUGGUCUGACUGACAAUUGUUUAAUUUUACCAAUGCAAACUGUGUGUAAAUAACAGACAGAAAUCUUUAUUUUUAAUAUAAAUGCAGGUUCUCCCACACAUUGACAAUACAUGUUUGUGCAAUAGAAAGAGGAGCUACGAACAGACUAAGUGACCAUCUGUAUGGUGUACUAAAAGGGCCAAAUGGCCAUAUUGCAGGAAGCUGGUAUUUUAAAGGCUGAUCUUUUAAAUGUAGCUCAACUGAUAGAGCAUUGGUUAGCAAUGGUCACAAGGUUUGAUUCCCAGGGAACACAUGAGGAAAAUAAGUUUAUU
Messenger RNA from Misgurnus anguillicaudatus (oriental weatherfish), 1839 nucleotides. It is a transcript of the gene wasf3a, whose product is annotated as WASP family member 3a. The record is from RefSeq and is a predicted model, not a curated record. Gene Ontology annotation, molecular function: actin binding; Arp2/3 complex binding; protein kinase A regulatory subunit binding. Gene Ontology annotation, biological process: positive regulation of Arp2/3 complex-mediated actin nucleation; actin cytoskeleton organization. Lineage: Eukaryota; Metazoa; Chordata; Actinopteri; Cypriniformes; Cobitidae. Gene Ontology annotation, cellular component: cytoskeleton; SCAR complex.